AUUCCCCUUUUGAUACCAACUUUAAAAUUUUUUUGAAAAGUUUUUCUAUUACAUUUUUAAAUUUUAACUCCAAUAUGUCGCAUAAACCUUUGGGACCCGGACCCGGCGCAUACAUGCUGCCCAGCUGCUUCGGCUAUGAGAAGUGCGACUCCAGGAUGCAGCGAAGCCCGCAGUAUUCCUUCGGGACCCAAUCUCGGUCUAGCAAUCGUCCAAAUCUUGUCGGACCCGGGCCGGCGGCGUAUCACCUGGGCUUUGUGACGCGCUAUGGAAAGGCUAACAAUCUGGAGUACGCGUAUUUCCAUAGACGUGGUCUCGGCAGCAACAAAACAAAAAGUGUUCGCUAGUUAGAGUCUCAAAAUAUACGAAUAUAUGGGUUAACAAUAAGCUGUUGUUGUCUAAUCGUGAAUUAAGGGGAAUUAGAUUACCCUAAUCGGCGUCCCGAACUCGAGUGGGCGUAUGUUGACAGGUGGAACAGGUGUUUGUCCCGGUCUCACAAAGGGCGAACUACCAUAGCAAAUAUUCAGGGAGCUGAGAGGUCUAUUUAUACCUCAUCUUGACUCAAAAUAGGUCAAGCACAAGGGGGCAUGGGCAUGGGAACCGGGGCAUCUCCCUCUCCCUGGCUGCUUAUAAAAUCAAUUUCGAAAGAGAACCCAACACUGCGCCACAGCAAUCCGUCACAAAUUUGUGGGGACUAAAUUUAAACGGCUGAAAAUUCAAUGAAACGGAAAAUGUGACUAGAGGCUAACAAAUCCAUAGCCUGCUUAUCGGGGCCGUGGCAAACACUCGUUCAGACCGGGUCGCGCGAGACCUUUAAGCCAGUGCUUUAAGCCCCCCGCGGAGCCGUACUGCGGCCGGAGGGGGGUUUGGGAGUGCUGCUAAUAAUACAGAAUCCUAUGACACGGAUAUGUCUUUAAAGUCAUGUGUGUGUGUCCCGCAGCGAAAAACUAUCCCGAAGCCAAUAGAAACAUGAAGGAAAUUAUGAUUAGGCCAGAAACGAAUACUGAUUACUCUAUCUCCGAAAAUGGUUACAAGUUCCUAAAGCGUGUACGUAUUUUAAUCAAGAAAUCUAUGGGAAUCUCGAAUUAGUUUCAUUUUAUUUCUUGGAAUAUUUCCACUCUUGAAAUAUAUACGGAUUUAAUACGGCUUAAAGCUUUUCAUUUGAACUGGCUUUAACUUAAUAACGUUGUACUUUUUAUAGACUCUGCCUGCGAACACACACACUGGCUACAAUUUGGAUAGCUUUUGGCCUAUACCGCUCGAAGAGGUCAACCUGAAAUUCAUGAUGAACACAAACAGAAAGGCACAGAAAAUCUAUCAGAACGAAGCCCAGAUGAAACCUCGUUCGGGGCCCAUCAUCCCUGCUCGGGACUCGGGACACGGACUCGGGAGUCGCCUCGGUUCGCGUGCUGUCAAUAAAAUAGAACGGCAACUUGUCGCUCCCUUUCAAUAUUCGCACACUCGUCGUUGAGGCAGCAACACCCACCUGUUGUUGGUUCCUGCUCAACUGGUGUUAUCGCCGUAGUGUGAGUGCGUUUGUCUGGCGCGAGUGUGUGUGUGUAUGCGUGCGUCUGCAUUAAUAUUGUGUAGCAUACUUUGUGGCGCGAACCGAGCAAAUCCAUCGAACCAUAUGGCAGCAUAAAUUGUCAGUGCCAAUCAGUUUGUGAGGAAGAUUUACAUUUAGCUUAUCGUGCCCCGCCAUGUCGGAGCACUCGACACAGAGGCAGCAAUCCCAAGCAGCUGCUGUCCAGCUAAAUGCCCCGGCCAGACGCUGCUCAACGCCCGGUAAUGGCAGCAGUAAUCGCUGUCUAAUUGCAGUGAUUGUCUACCUGGCCCUGCUACUAGAUAACAUGCUGCUGACCGUGAUUGUGCCUAUUUUGCCAGAUUACUUGGCCGGACUGGAUCUGGAGGCCUCCACACCGCUGGUUCUUAGCCUGGAGGAGACAACCCCAUCUUCAAAGCUGUCCCAUCUCUAUCGCAGUGGAGAGAUGCUCGGUGGCGGCCAUCAGCUACAUACUGCCAAACAUCCCAUUCCCGGCAAAUCGAUGGUCAAUUUUACGUUGCUUCAGAUCUCCACAGAGCGCCCAACAACGACCACAAUCACGCCCACGCCCACACCCACGCCCACGGCUACGGCUACGGCCACGGCCACGGCACUAAUUCUAGAUAUCGUCCAGUCGGGCGGCACUAAUGCGACCUCCUCCACCAGCAAGGUACUGUCCGACAGCCUUAUAGCCAGCAAUGUGCACUCGAACAGCAACCGAAGCCUGACCUUGGCGCAGGAAAACGGAUCCAUUGGCCUGCUGCUCGCCAUGAAGGCCCUGGUGCAAUUAAUUUUCAAUCCGAUUGUCGGCAACGCGACCGGCAAGUUUGGCUACCGCCUGCCAAUUGUGGUGGGUACCUUCUUCCUGCUCGUCUCCUCAUUGGUGUUCACUGUGGGCGAAUCCUAUUGGGCGCUAUUGGUGGCUCGUGCCGUUCAGGGCGUGGGCUCUGCGUGCAUCAAUAUCUGCGGCAUGAGUCUGGUGGCCCAAAACUAUCCCGAGGAGGCACGUCGCUCCAAAGUAAUGGGCAUCAUCUUGGGCAGUAUUGCAUUGGGCGUGCUGCUCGGCUAUCCAUUCGGCGGGAUCCUUUACGAUCUGUUGGGGAAAUCGGCCCCCUUCAUCAUACUCUCAACGUUUAUAUUCUUUAGCUUGGGCCUGCAGCUGCUGACGUUGGAUCUGUCUGUGCAGCCGGAGGUGGUGGUGGAGGAAACUCCCAAGUGGCGGCCACUCCUCGAGUGCAAAAUGAUCCUGGCCAUCGUGCUCGCCAUCUGGUUCUCAACGUCCACGAUGGCCAUGCUUGAGCCAUGCUUGCCCAUCUGGUUGAUUCAGUACUUGAAGCCGAACAAAUGGCAGCUGGGAACUGUCUUCAUACCCGAUUCGGUGGGCUACUUUGUGGGCACCAAUUUCUUUGGAAGCGUAGCCUAUCGCUUUGGCCAGGUGAAGGUCUCCUGCAUUAGUCUGCUGCUGGUGGGAAUCGCCUCGAUUUUGAUACCCAGCGCGACGACUGUAAGCCAACUACUGUUGCCGCAUUUUGCUCUGGGUCUUGGCAUUGGGGUAAUUGAUGCCGCUCUGGUUCCUCUGCUGGCCACCUUUGUAGAUGCAACAUUGGCCCAAGAGGAGCAGGGUGAGGUCACCACACCCAUUUCCAGCUACGGCACUGUCUAUGCCAUACAACAGACAUCCGUCAGCCUGGCGUACUGCUUGGCUCCAUUGAUUGGUGGGGAGUUGGCUCAGACCUUUGGCUUUGCCUGGCUAAUGCGCAUAGUGGGCAUAUGCAACAUGAUCUAUGGUCCCGUUCUGGUCUAUCUUUAUCACAAAUACGAUCCAAAGAUCCUAAGAGAACAACAUAAUGACAUGCUGCUCCAAAGCAGUGGUCGUGGGUCCCGUUAUAAACAGCUGUACAACUCAAUGGACGUGGAAUAGACCACGAUUCCUCGUAAAUACUAAGCAAUCAAUGAAAAGAAUUACUUUCGUUCUUCAUUUUUUUGGCUCAUCUAAAGCAAUAUAUUGGGAGAUGAUUUUUCUGUACCCAAGGAAGGGGAGGGGAUAUAAUAACCUAGUCU
Molecule: messenger RNA, 3601 nt
Organism: Drosophila miranda
Lineage: Eukaryota; Metazoa; Arthropoda; Insecta; Diptera; Drosophilidae
Gene: prt
Product: synaptic vesicular amine transporter
Exons: 7
Coding region: 1698-3461 (587 amino acids)
Biological process (GO): aminergic neurotransmitter loading into synaptic vesicle; transmembrane transport
Cellular component (GO): terminal bouton; synaptic vesicle membrane
Molecular function (GO): serotonin:sodium:chloride symporter activity
Source: RefSeq, a predicted model, not a curated record